AGUCGUUGGCAUUUUUUGUUGUUGGAAGAACACAACCAGAGAGAAGAACACAACAUCUCUCUCUCUCUCUCUCUCUCUCUCUCUCUCUAAACAGAAGGGACUUCCCAUUUCACCGCUUAGCCUUUGAGGCGAAAUGGGUACGUUCACAAGCUUCAGAAAAGCUUAUGGCGCCCUCAAGGACUCCACCAAGGUUGGCCUUGCAAAGGUCAAUAGCGAAUACAAGGAUUUGGACAUUGCGAUUGUCAAAGCCACCAAUCAUGUAGACCUUCCUCCAAAGGAACGCCAUGUUGUAAAGAUUUAUUCUGCAACGUCCGCGGUACGUCCACGAGCAGAUGUUGCCUACUGCAUCCAUGCACUUGCUCGGAGAUUGGCAAAGACGCGCAGUUGGAUUGUUGCCAUAAAGACUUUGAUAGUUCUUCAUAGAACGUUGAGAGAAGGUGAUCCUACCUUCAGAGAGGAGUUACUAAACUACUCGUACAGAGGGCAUAUUCUCCAAAUCUCCAACUUCAAGGAUGACUCAAGCCCUCUCGCAUGGGAUUGCUCUGCAUGGGUGCGGACAUAUGCACUCUUUUUAGAGGAACGGCUUGAAUGUUUUAGGAUUUUGAAAUACGAUAUUGAGUCAGAGAAGUUGACGAAAACCUCACCGGGAGCAAGCAAGGCACAUAGUAGAACACGCCUAUUGAGUAACGAAGAGUUGUUGGAGCAGCUACCAGCUUUGCAGCAGCUUUUGUUUCGCUUAACGGGUUGCCAGCCAGAAGGAGCAGCUUACCACAAUUAUCUUAUACAAUAUGCCCUGGCUCUGGUACUGAAAGAAAGCUUCAAAAUAUACUGUGCCAUCAAUGAUGGGAUCAUCAAUCUUGUGGACAUGUUUUUUGACAUGUCCAGACAUGACGCAGUUAAAGCUCUUAACAUCUACAAAAGAGCUGGCCAACAGGCCGAAAAUCUUGCUGACUUUUAUGACUUUUGCAAAGGUCUGGAGCUUGCAAGGAACUUCACGUUUCCAACACUGAGACAGCCACCUCCUUCAUUUCUCGCAACGAUGGAAGAGUACAUAAAAGAAGCACCUCAGACUGGUUCUGUUUCAAACAGGAGAUUGGAGUAUCGAGAGACUAGUCAAGAACCAGAGGAGGCUGCAGAACCUGCCCCUGAGGAUGUUGAAAAACAGGUUGAAGAAGUAGAAGACAAAGAACCACUGGUAGAUACCCAAGAGGAACCUGAGCCAAAGGAGGAGAAGGAGGAGGAAGUUCCACCAUCGACAUCCGCCGAAGAAACUGGCGAUCUUUUGGGUUUAUACGAAGUAAACCCAGAAGCUGUUGAAUUAGAAGAGAGCAAUGCACUGGCUCUUGCUAUACUUCCACCUGGUGCUGAUCCUCUAUCAAACAGUCGGGCGUUAACUGAAAUCGGAAAAACUUCAGGAUGGGAGCUAGCUUUGGUCACCACACCUAGCAACAACAGCGGCCACGUGGUGGAAAGCAAACUGGCUGGGGGGUUCGACAAGCUAUUACUCGACAGCUUGUAUGAAGAUGACGCUUCCAGAAGACAAAUACAGCUGCAGAAUGCGGGAUAUAAUACAGGAUACGGACUUGAAAUGACUCCACAUAAUCCAUUUGAUCAACACGACCCUUUUGUAAUGUCAAACAACAUAGCACCGCCGACCAAUGUUCAGAUGGCCAUGAUGGCUCAGCAGCAGCAACAUCAUCAACAACAACAACAACAACAAUAUCAACAAAACAUGAUGACGACGCCGCAGCCUCUAUAUUUACCUCAAUACCCCCAGCAGCAGAUUCAAUACCCAGGUCCUUCUAAUCCAUUCGGAGAUCCGUUUAGCUAUCCGCAGAAUGCAAAUUCACAACAAGGGAACCAUAGCUUACUGUAGAAAUACUGUUUCUGGUCAUUUUUGCGUGUAUUCUUUUAUUCUUUGGUAUAGGUGGAUUCUCGCAGUGAGUUUUCAAAAGUUCAUUCUUUGUUUCUUUUAUUCUUUGGUAUAGGUGGAUUCUCUCGCAGUGAGUUUUCAAAAGUUCAUUCUUUGUCGAUUGUGCAAAUCGUGAAUGUUACCUGUUUUUGUCUUGAGGAAUAGCUACGUUGACUUUGUGCAAAAGGCCACGUUGUUUUGAUCAAUUAAAGGGAAUUGAUUUAACUC
Rhododendron vialii is the source of this 2140-nucleotide messenger RNA. Its product is annotated as putative clathrin assembly protein At5g57200. Gene Ontology annotation, molecular function: clathrin heavy chain binding; 1-phosphatidylinositol binding; SNARE binding. Lineage: Eukaryota; Viridiplantae; Streptophyta; Magnoliopsida; Ericales; Ericaceae. Gene Ontology annotation, biological process: clathrin-dependent endocytosis; vesicle budding from membrane; clathrin coat assembly. The record is from RefSeq and is a predicted model, not a curated record. The coding region runs from base 134 to 1876 and encodes 580 amino acids. Gene Ontology annotation, cellular component: clathrin-coated vesicle; clathrin-coated pit. The transcript has 15 exons.